Molecule: messenger RNA, 777 nt
Organism: Triticum aestivum (bread wheat)
Lineage: Eukaryota; Viridiplantae; Streptophyta; Magnoliopsida; Poales; Poaceae
Product: protein FLOWERING proteinUS T-like
Exons: 4
Coding region: 103-642 (179 amino acids)
Source: RefSeq, a predicted model, not a curated record
UUCUCUUCAACUUCUAAUCAAGCCAGAACAACAAGCCACAUUUUAGCUCUCCUGUCCUAUCCUAGCUCACCAAGCUCCAGUGGUGUCCCUUUCUUCCCAAUCAUGUCGAUGAUAGAUAUGUCCAGGGACCCAUUGGUCGUUGGCCACAUCGUUGGGGAUAUUGUGGACCCUUUCAUGACUACUGCGUCAUUGAGGAUCUUCUUCAACAACAAGGAGCUGACAAACGGGUCUGAGCUCAAGCCAUCUCAAGUGUUCAACGUUCCAAGAGUUUAUAUUGGCGGGCGAGACAUGAGGAAUCUGUACACGCUUGUGAUGGUGGACCCUGACUCACCAAGCCCCAGCAACCCUACUAAAAGAGAGAACCUUCAUUGGUUGGUAACAGACAUUCCAGAGACUACUGAUGCAAGUUUUGGAAAUGAAAUAGUCCCCUAUGAGAGCCCACGUCCAACUGCGGGAAUCCAUCGUUUCGUUUUCAUCCUGUUUAGGCAGUCAGUCAGGCAGACCACUUAUGCAGCAGGGUGGAGAGCAAACUUCUGCACAAGGGACUUCGCAGCGAUCUACAAUCUCGGAUCGCCUGUCGCUGGGAUGUACUUCAACUGCCAAAGAGAAAAUGGCUGUGGUGGUAGAAGGUACAUUAGGUAAUAUAUAGUUGGGCGCAACCUUACCUCCUAUAUAUAUAUAUAUAUAUAUAUAAAGCUGUUUCUGGUGUGAGUUUGCCUCUCUGAAGGAAAGAUAGAAACCGGGAGAUAAGUACGCAUGAAGCACAACAAAUGCUUG